Messenger RNA from Eremothecium sinecaudum, 1725 nucleotides. RefSeq names its product Nrd1 complex RNA-binding subunit (gene NRD1). Gene Ontology annotation, molecular function: RNA binding. The record is from RefSeq and is a predicted model, not a curated record. Bases 1 to 1725 code for a protein of 574 amino acids. NCBI's taxonomy places the organism in Eukaryota, Fungi, Ascomycota, Saccharomycetes, Saccharomycetales, Saccharomycetaceae. Gene Ontology annotation, cellular component: nucleus. The transcript has a single exon.
AUGAACAAUCACGAGGAUUUUGUAGCCACCUUAGAAUCCUUAAAGGAGUUAAAAUCUGGUAUCUCCGGUUCUAGAAUUAAGAAAUUGACCAACUAUGCUCUAGAAAAUGUAAAUGCAGAAGAAUACUUGAUUGAAAAAAUAAUAUACUAUUCGCGUACGUGUGCUGCAACACAUAAAUUAGGUUCUCUCUAUGUUAUAGAUUCUAUCGGACGGGCUUUCUUGAACAAAUGCAAAGAUACGAACCAAGCGAUUAAGUCCAAUGCGCAACCAGGUACCUACGGACAUGCCUUGUUUACUUUGGGUGAGAAUAUUCAAACCUUACUUAGCGACGGUGUUGAAAAGAGUAGUGCCGAAAACAGAGAUAAGAUCAAGGACUUGAUCGACAUCUGGGAUAAGGCGGACUUAUUUCAAAAAGGAGUCCUGAAUGCUGUCAGAGGUGUAUGGUUUGCUCUGAAGGAUACAGGGAAGUCUUCUAGUUUACAAGCUUCCGAUCCUAAAGAAAGAGCAGUUCAAAUCUUGAGUAACCUAAAACCAAUGGAAUCUAUUUCCGCUGAUAUUAAGGUACCGGCUGAAAUAGAUUCCCAAGACCUUGCUUUACAGCAAGCGGCCUUAGUUCAAUUAUUGUCGUCUCUACAGGCACAAAUGGGCCCAGCUAUUGCAACAUCGGCGUCCAAGUCCCAUGCCACGCAGGAGAACGACAGAGCACAUCAACCUCAACGCCAGGAAAGUCAGAGCCAACACUAUCAACAUCAUCAGCGUCACGAGCCUACACAGUACAUUGGUAGGUCAUCUAGAAGCAAUAAACGUGUCGAUAACCACCACGAGAAAUCGAGGUCGAAAUCUCCAAAGAGACAUGACAAGAAAAGCAAUCCAAGCAAUGCUGUUUCGAAUCCUAAUCCUAGUAACAAUCACCACUUAUAUCCAGAAGAAAGAAACGUUCCAACAAACCCCCACUAUAGGCCAAGACAUGUUACAUUUGAUCCUACACUGCCCGCUGAUCAUAUCAAGGUUUACUCUAGGACCUUGUUCGUCGGCGGAGUCCCAAACACUAUGAAAGAACACGAAAUUGCCAGACUCUUAGGUAAGUUUGGCGAAGUUCAAAGCGUUAUACUAAACAAUUCACGUAAACACGCAUUUGUCAAAAUCUACUCAAGACAAGAGGCAGACAGUAUCCUAAUGAACUACAACAAAGACGAAUCGUCCCCACUUAGAAUACGUUGGGCUGUCGGAUUCGGUCCAAGGGAUUGCUGUGACUACCAACAUGGUUCAAGUAUUAUCCCCAUGCAUAGAUUAACAGAAGUAGACAGGAAAUGGUCUCUUUGUGCAGAAUGGGGUGGGACUGGCGGUCAACCUCUACAGCCAGGCGUCGUCUUCGAAGAGCCAGAUAUCGUUGUAGGUGAAGGCGUAUCGUCCAAGGCCAUCUCACAAAAAAUGCCUACUGAUAGAGGUAAUGGACCAAAAUCUGGAAAACCAAUAGCCGGCAAUACAUUCCGUCAUGCUGCACCUUUAUUCCCUCAACAACCUGCAACUACACGGUAUCCACCAAUGUAUCAAAAUAUGACCCCACCUAUGCCACAACCUGGUAUAUAUCAGCAGCAGCAGCCUAUAAUGCCUGUAAUGGCUCCUCAGCAUCAUCCUCAAGAUCAUCAACAGCAAUCGGGCGCUUUUGAUCCUACUGCACAAUUGAACUCUCUAAUGAGUAUGUUAAACAAACAGCAACAGUAA